UUUCUAGCUAGUAAACAAGAACAAAGAUUCAUUUUGUUUUGACCAUAUUAGAAACCAUGAAAAUCCUAAUUUGCGCAGGACAUCCGCCGACCCACAUUCCAAGAAGUCUAUCUCCAUGGAAACCAACAAGAAUCCAGCCACACCCAGCUCUCCGCCGAGAAACAUGGAAGGUCGUCGCCAAAGCGGAAGCCAAAGGCUUCGGCGGAGCCCCUGCAGCAGCCAACAUCCAAGGCCAAAAGAGCAGUAAAAGAGCAGAUGCUGCUCCGAGGAAAACCGCCGGAAGAAAUGGCGGAGAAGAUGACGAGAAGAUACCGAAGGUGGUGUUCGAGAGGAUGAUAGGCAGGAUCUUGUUCUACGUUGGGGCUCCGAUGGCCGCCGGGAUAGCUUUGUUGCAGGUGUUUAACGUGGUGAAGGAACAACGACUGUGGGAGGUGCCGAAAUGGGUGCCGUUCUUGACGACUUUCGUGACUUUUGGGGCAUCGGCUCUGGGGAUUGCUUAUGGAACUCUCUCUGCGAGCUGGGAUCCGGAGGAGGAGGGCUCUGUUCUUGGGUUUGAAGAAGCUCAGAAGAAUUGGGUCGAGAUGUGGGAGGAGGAAUAGAAUUGGUGUUGAAAGUGACAAGGGUUGCUACUUGCUGCUGCCUGUUUCUUGAUAAUAAAUUCAUAGUCCUUGAUCUUUGGCUAGUUUUCUUGUGAUUAUUAGGCUUUGUUUGUGUGGCAUGCU
Molecule: messenger RNA, 722 nt
Organism: Diospyros lotus (date-plum)
Lineage: Eukaryota; Viridiplantae; Streptophyta; Magnoliopsida; Ericales; Ebenaceae
Exons: 1
Coding region: 57-599 (180 amino acids)
Source: RefSeq, a predicted model, not a curated record